Messenger RNA from Babesia microti strain RI, 1446 nucleotides. RefSeq lists its product as hypothetical. NCBI's taxonomy places the organism in Eukaryota, Apicomplexa, Aconoidasida, Piroplasmida, Babesiidae. The record is from RefSeq and is a predicted model, not a curated record. Gene Ontology annotation, molecular function: protein binding. The transcript has a single exon. The coding region runs from base 1 to 1446 and encodes 481 amino acids.
AUGGGGGAUAUAUGUGAGCGCGAAAUAUGCGAUAACAUCUCUAUAUAUCCCCCUUCAUCGGAUGAACACAUAGAUAACUAUCUAAGGAAUAUAGAAAAGAAAAAUAAAUGGCAACUAGGCAAAAUCAUCUCCAAAAUUUACAACCUAACAACUUAUAACAACGGUGUAGAUGAUUUUUACAGUAAGAUGUCUCCAUAUUAUGGUGCAGAUUCGACAAAAGAUAAUAUUUUUGUCCAUUUGGGCCCUGUUAUUGGCCUACAUUAUGCUAAAUCAACCAAUCUUUCCAACACCACUUGUGGUUCAUUGAUUGUGGUAAAUCCCAAUUCACUGCAACGCUUUAAAGACGAACACAAACUACUCCAGCACAAAUCAACCCACCCAAUUGCAAUAACUACCGUAUCCUUUGGUUCUAUUGGUGGAAUUGGCAAGUGCAUUUUUUACGCUACUCAAUGUGGCAAAAUAUUUGUGCAUCUAUCAGAAAAUUUUGAACAGCUUCUCAUGGCAGAUACCUCACAUUAUUACGAAGAUAAAGCAGUGGAGUUUACCAUUUUAUCUGUAAUCUCGCCUGUUGGAGGUUAUGUCGAAUAUAUAGCCGCUGGUAAUAUUUUUGGUCAUAUAUUCCUCUACCAAGUACCAGGCAUGACCCUAAUGAAAGUAUUGUUUAAGGGAGUAGAUGAUUUUGAUUUGUAUAUUCCUAAGGAUUUGGAUUCGGAUACUUAUACACCAAAAGCUUUAGAAUCUUUAUACAAUGAUGACUUUAUUAAACAGAACGAAUACAUAUGCAAUAAAAAUUUUCCCAACACACAAACUGAUGGGCUAUUCACCUGUGCUAUGAAUGUGGCAUUUAAGAACAAUCUUUGGAUUGCUUUUGGCGAUAGCACUCUGAUUGUGCUGUCGACACCUGAAUUUACAGUAUUGCAUCACACGUCACUACAAGUUGCUGAUAGCAAAUACGUUGCUACAAAUAUCCAAUUUUCAAGGAUACACGAGAUUGCACUGGUGUUGCUGGGAAAUGAUUAUUUGAUGGUACGUGACAUUUGUACCUUUAACUGUCUAAGAAUAAUUACAUCAAAUAUCCUCACUUGUGGAUUCCCCAUUUCAACUCUACUUCUUUAUGAUACUUAUGACUACUCUCUUUCAGCCAGAACUUGCAUACUCGUAGUGGCUGGAAUGGACGGAUCAAUUUGCUUGCGCAAAUUGGAGCGUAAGGAGGGCACACAAUUUGCAUGGACCCUAAUUAAGCGAUUUGUUUCACAGAAAGAUGAAACUAAUAAUGGCGAUAACCAGGUACCAAUAUUGUGUAUGCACUUGGACGAAUUUUCUGAUUCGUUUUUUUUGGGAGACGCUAGGGGUCUGGUGCGCAGAUACUCCAAUUUUUUUGAAUUGUACCAUAAGGAUUCUAGAAGUGUGGAUAUUAAAGUCAAAGAUCAUGCUGGUGAUGGAUAA